UAAACUCUGAUUGUUAUCGCAACCUCACACUCACGCAGACACAAAAGCCCAAACCACGCACAAUUCAAACGUUCACUCUCUUUCUCUCUAACACACUCACACUCACUUACUCGGUCUUGUCACCGGUGAUAAUAUCGCCGUAAAACUGAUUUUUAGCCGGGAAAAAUGGCGGUUCCGGCGAGCGGUGGUUUUCCUAAUUUCCAAAGUGAAAACGUGACGUUCUCGAGCCGUUGCGUAUUUCGUGAAAACUAGCCUUUAUUUUCUGAAAGCCCUAAGCAAAAGCAACUUUUAUCUUUUUCUUUAUAUUUGUAGUUAGCAGAGUUUGGAAGUUAUUCCACGCUUUGCCUUGCAAAUUAGAGGCAAUAUAGUUGUACUAUAUAAUAUAGAGUAGUAUUAAUUGGUUUUAGCAUUGCUUAAGCGUCUCGAAUUUUGGUUAUAAAAGAGCUUUGAAUUUUGGCCAAGUCAUCGAUUUCUUCGUCCACAAAAUUUUGAAAUCCAUGAGUGGAGAAUCGAGAUAGAUCGUCUUUGAUGAUAUAUUAGUAGUGGUGGUUAGAAAUUGAAUUAGGUUGGAAGUUAAGGUUUAGGUAGGCUCUGUGGAAAAGGACGAAAUGGUAAAUUGAAGGUUGGAGGUGGAGUUGAGAAUUUUCUCGUGAUUUUUGAUCACGCUGAUCAUGCCUUUAUCAAUGAAGAUCCAGCCGGUCGAUUUUAACACGCCGGAAGAGACGAUGAGGUUCGACUCAGUGAAGCCGAUGGCGAAGUCUCGGCUGAAGAGGUUUUUUGAUUUCCAGUUCCCGAACGUUCUGAGGAAUUCCACGGCGGCGCCGGAGAAGGUAGUGGCCGAGGAGCCGCAUUUUCUGAAGGACGGCUUUAAUGGCUCGGUUGUGGUGGCGCCGGUGGUGGCCACUGAGUUUGAGCCGAGUUCGGUGUGCUUGGACAGUAUGGUACAGAACUUCAUCGAGGAGAACAAUAACAACAACAACAACGAGAAGCAAUCCGGUGCGGUCAGGUGUGGCCGUAACCGCUGCAACUGCUUUAACCGGAACUGUAUUGAUAGCAGUUCGGAAGAUGAAUGGGACUCUUUCGGCGAUUCUAACUAUUCUUCCACUGAAGCUUGUGAAAUUCUCAAGGGAUUGGUGCCGUGUGCGAGUGUGUGCGAGAGGAAUUUGCUAGCGGACACGUCGAAGAUCGUAGAGAAGAACAAGAUCUGUAAGAGUAAAGAUGAGGAUUGCAGGAAAGUUGUCACUGAUGGAUUGUUGGCUCUUGGAUACGACGCUUCAAUUUGUAAAUCCCGCUGGGAAAAAUGUUCCUCCUAUCCUGCGGGGGAAUAUGAAUACAUAGACGUGAUAAUCGAGGGCGAGAGAUAUCUGAUCGACAUCGAUUUCAGAUCAGAAUUCGAAAUUGCUAGACCAACCAAGAGCUACAAAACGAUCGUCCAGGCUCUUCCGUACAUCUUCGUAGGAAAGUCCGAUCGUCUGCGCCGAAUCAUAGCGAUCGCAUCGGAGGCAGCAAAGCAGAGCCUGAAAAAGAAAAAUUUGCACAUUCCUCCGUGGAGGAAAGCCGAGUAUGUCAAUUCCAAAUGGCUCUCUCCACACGCGCGGUCUCAGCACGUGAAUGAACAGCCUCUCCACGUCAACGAGUUCAAACUGAGUCAGGCGGUGGAGGAGACUGAAUUAGGUGAGGGCGGCGAGAACGUUUUUGCUUUGAGCGAAGGCUCCGAAGAAGAAGGGGAAGCGAAAGCGAAAGAGUGGAAGCCGCCGGAGAUAAAGCCUAAGCCUAAAAAUUCACUGAGUCAUGGGGUGAGAAUCGUGACCGGUUUGGCUUCGGUCAUUGAAGACUCGCCUUGAAAUUUUGAUUUUUAAUAUUUUUUUUGUUGGUUUUGUUUUGAUUACUAAAGAGAUUUACUAAUAUGGAACUCCGUAAUUCGAUCCCUUGCUUGUUUUUUAUGCAAGGGUCGGAUAUUAGUAUAUUACUAAUACCAAUAAACAGAAUUGCUAAAAAAAAGGAAUAUAGUUUAGAGAAAUAUCAUAAUUUUUGUUCUUGAUUUGUAGUUUCUAUUUGUAAUGGACUAAUUGUGUAACUGUAUUCUGAUUUGAAUGGAAUCCAUAAGUUUCAAGUUUGUGUA
Molecule: messenger RNA, 2122 nt
Organism: Quercus robur (English oak)
Lineage: Eukaryota; Viridiplantae; Streptophyta; Magnoliopsida; Fagales; Fagaceae
Exons: 3
Coding region: 672-1844 (390 amino acids)
Source: RefSeq, a predicted model, not a curated record